AUGGCUUCAACGUUCACCUCCGGCAGUCUCCGGUCUGCGCAACCACAAAGGCCCACGAUGGCCAGCACAACGACUCUCAUCCUAUCGCUUUUCUCUGCGAUUCUUCCUUUUGCAUCGCCUGUCGCUGGGCAAUCUUUUCCAUACGUUCCUACAGAGAUCCUCAUGCCCGAUCCUACAUGUGUCGACGGCAGCGUACCAUGCAGUGCUUCAGAUCUAGCAUUUGUCUUCCGGCAAACAGCCUCAGGCAAGGUCGAAUUUCGAUCCCUCAACUUCUCUGCCAGUGUCGAUGCAGACGAUAUCAGCCUCGACCGACCCGCGGGCAGCACGACACUGCCCUUUCUUGACGACGAGCCUAAGAGCACAGCAUUUGGCGCUGCGAGAACGGCGAACGGUUCACUUCUGGUGUAUGCAGGCGACUGCAAAACUGGUGUCAGCGAUGUAUGGAGCUUUGACUACGAAGAUGGAGGUGAUUGGUAUCGACGAGGUCUCAAGAAUGGCAACGAGCGUCGUGCGCCUUACUUCCUCGGCGGUACGGUUGCCUUCUCUUCUAGUCUGGCUCCCGAUAUGGACCAGCCUACUCUCUAUACCUACGGCGGCAUGUGUGAGACACCCCAGUCCUCUACGACGAACUGGCAGAGCAAUGCCAACUACACCAAGACGAUGCUGAGGGUAGCGCCGAAUGACGGAGACACUUACACAUCGUAUAAAAUGAGCGUGGCAUCCAGCGGUGGACCACGAACACCAAUUGCCGGCUUUACACUAACUGGACUGACGCCCUCGAUGACCAAUAAGUCUGGCACCGUGACGCAGCAGAUGAGUUAUGUGUUGUUGGGAGGACAUACGAAGACGGCCUUUAUCAACAUGAGCACAGUCGCCGUAUGGAACUUGCCUGCCGAAACGUGGAGUUAUGUGAAUAUCCAAGCUCCAGACGGUGGCUUUCCAAAGUCGGAUCUUGCUGUCAAGGACACUAGCUCUCAGUCGAAGCGACAAAGCACGGCAGAUAAUGUCUACAGUCGUUCUGGACACACUGCGACAUUGAGCGAAGACGGAAGCUCGAUUAUCGUUAUUGGAGGUUGGGUAGGUGAUGUCAACACUCCCGCAGAGCCUCAGCUUGCUAUCCUCGAGAUGAGCGAGAUCUAUAGCGGAUGGCAGUGGAAGGUUCCGGAAAAGCAGCCCGAAUUUUCCGGCAUCUACGGUCAUGGCGCUGCAGUGUUGCCAGGAAAUAUGCUGAUGGUUUACGGUGGAUGGGAGACAUCCGGUUCUUCAAGUCGGAUCAAGCGCCAGGCUUCAGCAGGUUCACCUCGCUUCUACAACAUUACCUCCGGAUCGUGGGGAUCUAGCUAUACGAACCCCUCUUCUGGGUCUUCUUCCGAUCAGGAGAACAAUGCUCCAACAGAUGAUGACAAGGGAUCAAGCUCGAAGCGGGUUGGUCUUGGUCUUGGCUUGGGCUUUGGCAUCGCUGCUUUAAUUGGCAUCGUCAUCGGUGCUUUAUGCUGGUACAAGAGACGCAGAAAACACAUCAACAACCGAGACGAAGCUGUCCGAGCGCUAUCACAAGAUACCAACUACUACAACCAUGAAUACCCUGAGAUGGCGGAGAACGACCCUUGGGGACUCGAUAACAGUGCUUGGUAUGGUCGUGGUGACCCCUAUUCUGCUGGAGAGCGAUCACUCGGCUAUGAGUCGAUGAGAGGCGCUCGAAGUGGCAUGCCUGGACUUCAUAUCCCACACAAAUCUAUGCCAAGACCGUCUCGUGGAGGCUAUGUGCCCACAGGACCUCGGCCGGGAAGCUUCCCGGGACCUAUUCACCCGAUUUAUGAAGACGAAGAAGAAGAAAGCUACCAAAACCGAGGGCUAUACGAUCACGCCGCGACACCCACGUCAGAUGUCUAUUCGGACCCUUUCCAGACUCCUGUCACAGGUACAGGUCCAAAUGGCAUUCCACACCCUAUUUGCCUCACUCCUGGAGGAGGCAACCGAGCAUCAGCUACACCCAGCCCUGAAAACCCACGCCAUGAUCCUGAGGUUCAAGAUUGGGUGACCGAGGUUGAUGCUGCGGAGGGACUCCUCGCACGCAUGAACAGUCGACGAAGCCAACACCAAAAUACCCAGAAUGUCGAGGGUGUAGAAGGACAUGUUGCGCGUAUGAAUAGCCGUCGAAGCCAGAAUCAGGGAAGCUUCGGUCAUAGCCAAGGUCGUACUUCACCAUCGCGGCAUAACUCAAAUCGCUCAGCUGCUCUACGAGAUGAUGAAUCACGAAGCGGAUCUAACUUGUCUGAUUCGGCGAGAAGUGCCGCGGAGAGUAUCAAGGCCAAAGCACGACAGCUCAACCCCAUGGCUCCUGUAUUAUUAGCAGCUGGUGCUGAACAUCCCAAGCCUGGCAGUUCGUCUUCCGAUAGCUAUAACACUGCUCGCUCGUCGUUCCAUGCUCUUCAAGCCGAAGGACCUUCGCUCCUUAUGGGGGAUCGAGGCCAGCAGCGAUACGACGAUGACGAGCCUUCCUCGCCAUCCAAGUCAAAACCACGUCGAGGAUGGUUGGGUUCUUUCAGGAGAAUGUUUUCAGGGGCUAGUACCCCUACAUCCUCCCGCGAAGACAUGUCUGGCGUGCGACGUUCAUUUGAUCAAGAGCCUGUGACCGGAGAUUAUGAGCCCGGCCUUGUCGGUCUGCGUGGCGAGCUUCUUAGGCGGAAGCAGGGACGACAGGACUGGGAGGGUCUUGAUCCCAUACCUCGAGGUGCUAUGAUGUCUGGGGGUGCAGGGCCAGAGCCUGGAACUGAAUCUGACUGGGACAUUGAGAGGGCUGUGGAGCAGCGACUGGUUCAGGUCAUGUUCACUGUUCCUCGAGAACGAUUACGCGUUGUUAACGGCAACGAAGAGGGAAGUGAUCGUGAAGACGAGGACUUGAUGAGACCACAAGCAGCCGAAUUGGUCGAUCCAGAUGAUGAGACUGAUCUGUCAAGAGGCGACAGUAUCAGAGAGAAACAAAGGGAAGCUUCAUAUGACCAUCCCGCUCUACGGACUGUGGAAGAACCCCGAAGACAGGAGAAGGAUGAGAUGGACGAUGCUAUGGCUGAGAAGCAAGGGCUUAUGCAGGGUGAGGAGGAAGAACGAUUUGAGGAGGAAGAACGAUUAAAUGAGAAACAACGCUACGAAGAGAAGCAACAACUUCUUGAUGAGAAGCGUGCCGAGGAGAAGCGAGCUGCUGAAGAGGAGGCUCUCCAAGCACAGCAGAUGGAAGAAGAGCCUACGAAGAGAAAACUAUCACAUCAACCUCCACCACCCGAACAACCGACAUCAACAAUACAACAACCAAAACCCUCACAUCUCCAGCCCCAUCCUCUCUUCCAACGGCAGUCUCCUUCCGGCUCACCAUCGCCAUCCCCUUCCCCCUCGCCAUCUCUCAACCGCCCAAGCUUCCAGUCUCAACGCCAGGGGCGCAAGGACUCAAACAACUCAACGGACGACUUCCUCCUCCCUGAGUUCACACCACGAGACCAUCGUUUCUCACACUCAACAAAUCGCUCUUCUGGAGUCGUCAUGGAAGCACAAGCUGUUCCGAUAACAAGAGAACGAGCUAGGACGCGCGUCUUGGCUAUGGUGGAUAGCUUUGAGAAUCUAAGCCGUGAGAACAGCCCGAGUCCCACACGAUUCCAAUAG
Molecule: messenger RNA, 3657 nt
Organism: Fusarium coffeatum
Lineage: Eukaryota; Fungi; Ascomycota; Sordariomycetes; Hypocreales; Nectriaceae
Exons: 1
Coding region: 1-3657 (1218 amino acids)
Molecular function (GO): protein binding
Source: RefSeq, a predicted model, not a curated record